Molecule: messenger RNA, 234 nt
Organism: Cercopithifilaria johnstoni
Lineage: Eukaryota; Metazoa; Nematoda; Chromadorea; Rhabditida; Onchocercidae
Source: the annotation of a GenBank genome assembly
AUGGAUCCAUCUAAUUUGGGAUUCUCGGCAUUGUCAUAUUACGGCUUGAAUAACUUGACUGCUACUAAACUCACUUUGUUUGCUUUACUCAAGAAUUCACGUUCUUUUAGCGUCAGAUCCAAAUCUCUCGGUGUAUAUUCCGGUAAUGUGAAUACUUUCUGUAGCUCAUUCUCAGUUAAAAAUCUGCUCAUUAAUCGCGGUCUUCCAUCACUGCGUGAAUCCUCAAAUCCAUAA